CACUUUAAAGAGAAAAAGACACAGAGAAAGAGAGAUUAAAAAUCAAAGAAAAGGAAACAGGAGGCAGCGUUUCUAUUGGUUGGGAAAUGUUUGGUGUCCGCUGGGAGCAAAUGUGAAAGGCCGCCACCGACGUGUUAAGGGGAUAGGACGAGAGGAGGCGGUUACACAGCUGACAGCUCAGCUUAAAGGACGGAAACGCCUAUUCACAAGGCACCACCCAGGUUGUUGUUUUCCUUCUCGAAAGAUUGCAAAUUCGUCUAGGGUUUUAAUCUCUUUCAGGGUGCUGGGAUAUUGGGCCACUUGAGAUUCGCAUAUUGGAAUAUGGGACUGUGCCUCUGUAGGAGUCGGGCUGAUGACAAUGAUUCAGACGUGCAUGUUGAGUUUGUUGGAGGGAAUGUUAAACAUGUUACCACCAAAGAAGAUUGGGAUUAUAAGCUGGCAGAAGCAAAGAACGAAGGCAAGAUUGUACUAGCAAACUUCAGUGCAACAUGGUGUGGUCCUUGUAAAACAAUUGCAUCAUUUUACUGUGAACUCUCGGAGAAAUACCCUUCUCUAAUGUUCCUUUUGAUAGAUGUUGAUGAAUUGACUGAAUUUAGCACUUCAUGGGAGAUCAAAGCCACUCCUACCUUUUUCUUUCUUAAAGAUGGGCAGCAAGUAGAUAAGCUGGUAGGAGCAAACAAACCAGAGCUGCAGAAGAAGAUAGAUGCUGUUUUAGCCUUGUGAUCAACAAGAGGCCAAGAACUUUACCUUUCUUGUGAGUUUUGGUUGCUUAUCUUGAUUACUCUUGUUUGAAUAUAUUCUGUGUUGUCUAUAUAUGUAAAUAAAGCUGAUUGAACAAACAACUUAGCUUUGUUUUGCCAAAAAAAAAUCCCAAACUCACUUUGGAAAAAAGCUUGCCUUGUUUACUUGUAAACGACGUAGCACAAAUUUGUUUAGCUAAGAAAAAGUAGCUUUUUUUAUCUGUUUCAAUUUGUUGUUAAGGUAUAUAUCGUUUCUGAUUGCAUAUCUAUUUUAAGUUUAGGAACCAAAAACUUGCAGCUUAUUCACAAUGAAGUCUUACAAUAGUU
Molecule: messenger RNA, 1067 nt
Organism: Rubroshorea leprosula
Lineage: Eukaryota; Viridiplantae; Streptophyta; Magnoliopsida; Malvales; Dipterocarpaceae
Source: the annotation of a GenBank genome assembly